AUGGGCAAUAGUUUACGGUGUUGUUUGGCUUGUGUUCUUCCUUGUGGAGUUCUAGACCUCAUCCGUAUAGUCCAUUUAAACGGCCACGUCGAAGAAAUCACGCGGCCGGUAACCGCCGCCGAGAUCCUCGACGCCAACCCUAAUCAUAUCUUAAAGGAACCGAACUCUCAAGGUGUUGCACGCAAAAUUUUGAUCAUAUCUCCUGAAUCGCACCUCAAAAGAGGCGGCAUUUACUUUUUGAUCCCCAAAUCUUCGUUACCGACUGACGAGAAGAAAAAGAGGCACUUACGCCAUAAAAAGUCUUUCACCGAGAGCAAAAAAUGCGACCAAAAUGAUGCUUCCGAUUCCGAUAAUCGUUCCCUACUAAACGCCGGUGUUUCAGAAACGAAGCGUUACGGCCGCAGUCACAGAGAUCGUCGAAACAGUCGUGAACGAGUAUGGCGGCCUCAUCUCGCUAGAAUCUCCGAGGACUAA
This is a messenger RNA of Hibiscus syriacus, 474 nucleotides long. RefSeq lists its product as uncharacterized. NCBI's taxonomy places the organism in Eukaryota, Viridiplantae, Streptophyta, Magnoliopsida, Malvales, Malvaceae. The coding region runs from base 1 to 474 and encodes 157 amino acids. The record is from RefSeq and is a predicted model, not a curated record. The transcript has a single exon.